Messenger RNA from Oxyura jamaicensis (ruddy duck), 2329 nucleotides. RefSeq names its product leucine, glutamate and lysine rich 1 (gene LEKR1). The coding region runs from base 180 to 2195 and encodes 671 amino acids. The transcript has 12 exons. The record is from RefSeq and is a predicted model, not a curated record. Lineage: Eukaryota; Metazoa; Chordata; Aves; Anseriformes; Anatidae.
GGAGGACCCCUCGCUGUAAAGCCGUGGCCGAGUUCUGUGCUUGUUUCAAUUUCUGUUGCCCCUUCAAUGGGCCUGGAAGAUGCAGUUUUGCCAGGAAGACCUUAGCGAAGCGGGAAGCAAAGCAGCAGCCACCUACAGAGAGUCAAGUGACACCCUGAGUCCUCCAAGCAGGACACUAGAUGCCUCGGGAGGAGACUGUGUGUAAAUACUGUGGCGUCAGCUAUCUGAUUCUUCACGAAUUUAAGGUGAUGGAAGAAAAAGUGAAAGCAAUGGAAAAGCAGGUUGCAUUUUAUGAAGGAAGUAUAGAACGGGAAAAAAGACUUCAAGAAGAACUGCAGUCUCUUCACCUAGACCUCGAACACUGUCAAGCUGACAGGGAAUCAAAAACAGAAAGAAUAACAAACCUAACAAAGGAACUAAAAACCAAACAAGAUGAAUUAAAAAAUGUGAAGGAAGAUUUGCGGUAUUUCCAAGAAGAAAAGGAAGCUGCCUAUAAGCAGUCACAAGUGCUGAGAAAUACAUUGGAACACCAUUGCUCAAGCCUGAACAAGGCUGUCUCGCUGUUUCCCUUUAUCAGAAGCGAACUAGAAAGUAUUAAAGAAGUCGUGUCCAGUAACCUAGAGAGCUGGGCUGCCCUGAAGGAAGAAAUUUUUGUCCAGAUAAGGACUGUUAGCAAAGAAGCUUUGACAGAAAUACCCAAAUUGAAUCAGAGGUUAGCAAAAUCCCAGAGAGAGAAUGAGAGUCUUCAGGAAAAGGUAAAACAUCUGACGCUGGUGGCCGACACGGUUGAGCUGAAAACUCAACAGCUGCAAACUUCUCUUCAGCAAGGGAAUGAGCUACAAAGCAGGUGCCGUGAGCUACAAAAGGAAACAUUAGAUUUAACCAACCAAGUAGAGACAACCGGACUCAAGCUGCAGAAAGUAACGGCGGAAAUGGACCACUACAAAAAGCUGCUAAUGGUGAAGUCAACAGAACUCGAUGUCUGUCAAAAUGAGCUGAAAAAAAUGAAAUAUGAAAAUGGAAUUUCUGAGUCAAGACUUACAAAAGAGCUCAAGGAAAAGGAGGAAUCUCUACUGAUUUCCCAACAAGUAUGCAAACAUUUACAGGAAGAGGUGGCUGAGAAGGAGAGGAGAGAGGAAGAUCUAAAAAGAAGAACCAGCCGAUCAGAAAGUGAACUGGAAACACUUAAAGCUCUUCUUCGACAAACAGAGGAGGAGGUGGUGAUGUUGAAGCAAGAAAGGGAGUUAAUGCUGAUUUCUCAUCAGAACAGAACAGAGCAGCUGCAGGAAACAUUAAGACAGAAGAUGCGGAAUGAAGAUAACUGGAGGGAGAAGAUGGAGAUUGAUCUGGCUAAAGGUGAAGCACGACACAAAGAAGCAAUUCUCAAAGUCAAGGAAGAAGCAAGGGUGGAACUAGACAUUGAAAGGCAAAAACAGCAAGAAUUGAUCACGAAAUACCAGAGGGAUCACGAAGAGCUCCAGAAGAAGAUACCUGGAUUAAUAUCAAGUGCCACCAACAGCUUAAGGAUGGAGGCAGAAAUCCUUGAAAAGAAGCUACAAGAUGUCCAGAUCAAACUUGCAGAGAAAGAUGAGGAUAAAGGAAAGGAAAUUCAGGACCUCAAAAGAAUAAUUACUGAACUUGAAUUUCAGCUGGAGAUGGAAAAGAACAAUAAUGAAUCAUUUCUGGAUAAUAUGAGGAAAGAAAUUAAACACAAGUCAGAUGAACUGGAAAAAUUAACCCAGGAGAGGACACAGUUGAUUCAUAAUUUGAGUCAAGUUCAAGAGGAGAACACUCUUCUCCAGGAAACGGUGCGCAGAGAGUGCGAGGAACGCUAUGAGCUGACUGCAGCUUUGACUCAAGCCAGGGAACAAGUACUGGAGCUAAAAAAGCUCAGUGGAAACUUCCCGUUAUCGCCGUGUUCCCUGGCUCAGGGCAGCCUAACCUCCUCUGCUGCCCUGCGUGGUGAUUACGGACAGAAAAGCCGCCCGAGCCCCAGCUCGGGGAAGGAAAUCAAUCUCUCCGGACAGUUUGGUAUCUCCAGAGCCGCCAAGGCGCCCACCUCCAGUAAGCGUGGCGGCAGCAUGGCUCUGCCUGCCCUAAGCCCUCCGCAUCCUCCCAGAGGCCGGGCGUCCUCCCUGAACGAGCCCAGGAGCAGGAUUGCUGCAGUUAUAAGGAGACAGCUGAGUCAGCUCUGACAGCUGCACGCACAUAUGUAGCACAUGGGGAACUCUUUCAGUGCAUAAAUGUCCAUUUACUCGGGGACCCUGGGGUCAGAUAUUACCUGAUGCAAUCCAUGCAUUCCUACAGAUUAAAAUUAAGUUAAAUUAUU